Messenger RNA from Symbiodinium natans, 1482 nucleotides. NCBI's taxonomy places the organism in Eukaryota, Dinophyceae, Suessiales, Symbiodiniaceae. The record is from the annotation of a GenBank genome assembly.
AUGGCAGUGGCACAGGCCUUGCAGACCGUCACUGACCGGAAGGGGGCAUUGGCAAUCGGCUUGGCUGGAGCGGGAGCAUCCCUUUUGGCCAUCAGGCUGUUGCUCCGUUCUCGGGUGGACCGCUUUCGUGAAGUGCCAGGCUCAUGGUUCCUUGGUGUACUUCCGGAGCUUGGCCCGGGAGGAAAGUUGAUCACGCAGAAGCUUGAGGAGUGGUCUGAUGCCUAUGGUGAAGAGGGUGUGUUUGAGAUGAACUUGGCUGGAUCCCGGACGGUGGUCUGCUGUAGCUGGGAGCAAGCCCAGCCGAUCCUCUCACGACGUCCUCACAAGAUGCCAAAGAACUGGCGGCUGCAGAACGUGGUGGACAUCAUCGCCGGCUCUUUCUUCUCGGAGGGAGAGCGCUGGAAGCGUGAGAGGCGGGUCCUCUCCCCUGCAUUCAGCCGAAAAAACGUUGAGAGCUACGUCCCAGCCGUGGAGCAUGUCACCCAGCAGCUUCUCAGAGAACUGGGCCGAGAUGUCUCCACGAAGGGAGAGGCAAACUUCUCUGAGCUGCUGCCGCUAUACACUGCGGACGUGAUCUGCAAGACAGCUUUGGGACAGGAGCUGCGGAUGCUGGAGACACGGAGCUCCGACAUUGUCGACGAUGUGAAAGCCUUCUUCCAUGCCCUCCAAUCUCGCAUGUAUGCUCCGCUCCCCUACUGGAAGAUUCCGGGCCUGGCGCGACUCUUCGAUCAUGGUGCAGAGGUCUCAAGGCGCUUCUACAGCCGAUCCGAGCAGAUCAUGCAGAAUGCCAAGAGUGGUGGCCGGAGCAUUGCGGAGAAGCUCAGGGACAUGGAUGGGGACAAGUUCAGCCACGGCGAACUGAUGGACAACCUGACUGUUUUGUUUGUGGCCGGUACUGACACAACCAGCUUAGCCUUGUGCUGGGCGCUGUAUUACUUGUCCCAGGAUCUAGAGCUUCAAGCUGCAGUAGCUGAUGAAGUCAAGUCGUUGCCAGAUGAGGAGCUUUCCUUGGCCGAGGCUGAGUCGCUUCCUUUGGUGCAGGCGGUAUGGCUGGAAACCCUUCGAUGCCAUGGUCCGGGCUCAUUUCUGGACUUUCAGUCCACGGAGGAAGUCACCCUUGCGGGCCGAAAGGUGCCGGCGGGCACGGAGUUCUACGUUGCAAUCAGGAACAUUCUCAAGAAGGACCCUGAAGUCAAGAAGAAGCUCGGGGAUGACUUGCACGACUUCCGUCCGUCCCGUUGGUUGGGACCCGAGGGCAUUGUGAAGCAUCCGCCCUUUGAUACCUUGGCCUUCGGCUAUGGCCCACGUAUCUGCCUUGGCAUGCGGCUGGCCGAGUAUGAGGGUUUGCUGGUCAUCGCCAAAGUGGUGCAGAAGUUUGUGCUUGAAAAGUGGGACAAGCCCCCGCUCGAGGAGACCACAAGCUUCGUCAGCAAUGAGCCUACCACGCCAGUGUCCAUCAAGAUCCGACCAAGGACCUGGUAA